Molecule: messenger RNA, 1062 nt
Organism: Rubroshorea leprosula
Lineage: Eukaryota; Viridiplantae; Streptophyta; Magnoliopsida; Malvales; Dipterocarpaceae
Source: the annotation of a GenBank genome assembly
UUGAGAAACUCGGCAAAAGCUUGAAAUUUCUGCUUCUUUCUUGUUCAACCACAAUAUUUGGGGCUUAGAAUUCUGUCUCUCAACCUAGAAAAAAUCCCGGAUCUGCUCUGCUCUUCCUCCCCUGUCCGUCGGUUUUUGUUGGGUGGGAAUUUCUAGGCUUUUCCGGCAUGCUAAAAGUUUUACCCAAGGGCUAUCCAUAUUUACUUACUAAGUUAUCUCAUAGUUUUUCCUUGUCCACCAUUUUAGGAAGCGAAACUGAGGACGGGGAAACCAAGGGGAGUGACGAGGUAGAAGGCUAGCCAUUCUAACUAGAUAUAAGUUUUAGAUUUUAUCAUCCUUUUGUAAGGUAGAUUUUAUUCUUGGGAUUUUGUGAUUUGAAUAAGUUCCGAGCCUUGUGCAUUUGUGAGACCCAUUCACGAGUGCACGGCAUCUGCCACAUCCCUAGAUUUGGGUUCUGGGGCAUGACAAUUAGACUCUUAACCCUUUAUUCCUGUUGAAUCUAGAUCAUGAAUGCACCAAGUUAUGAGGUUCAUAGCAACAUAAGUUUAUCUUAUGCAGUUUCAAGCCCAAAUAUCAAUCAUGAUUUGAGUUUUUGUAAUGGAUCCAAAACUUGGGUUUCACGAGGAACCCAAAAGCUAGGUUCUUCGAGGAACCUAGAUUUGGGUUCCUCGCGGAACCCCGAGGAACCCAUAAUGAUGAAGAGCAUGGUGAAGGGGAUGGUGAAGAUGAUGAAGAGGAUGAUAGAGAUAAACGGUCACAUGAUGAUGCUCGAGGAUGAAGGUGAGAAGUCUGUCAACCUCAUUAUCAACAUCAACACUACCACUGCUCUAGACAUCAACUCUCCCAAAAGUUCAAGCCCGAUUCUGCUCUUCUUCUUCUUCUUCCCGCUGCAGCCAAAAAAAAGUGGGAACCCAGCUAGCCUUUGAGAAACUAGUGAGAAAGCUUGGAGAUUUCUCCUUCCUUCUUGCUCUAGAACACACCUAGAACCCAGAAAUCUUCCCUCCCCUGCUGGAAAAGCCGGAUCUGCCUUGCUCUGCUUCUUCACCGCCGGCUGCUCUUGCC